Molecule: messenger RNA, 4829 nt
Organism: Myotis daubentonii (Daubenton's bat)
Lineage: Eukaryota; Metazoa; Chordata; Mammalia; Chiroptera; Vespertilionidae
Gene: ATP6V1C2
Product: ATPase H+ transporting V1 subunit C2
Biological process (GO): proton transmembrane transport
Cellular component (GO): vacuolar proton-transporting V-type ATPase, V1 domain; lysosomal membrane
Molecular function (GO): proton-transporting ATPase activity, rotational mechanism
Source: RefSeq, a predicted model, not a curated record
CAGGGGGGGGCCUGGGGCAGGGGGAGUUGCCGGGGCAACAGGGACGGCGCGCCCACGCCCCGGGGACCUGCGGCUGUGCCCAGGUGUGCGCCAACCGGGCGCUGGCGCUCCCUCUCCGCAGGUCAGUCCGGCCGCUCGGCGAUCUUCCCCGAGACCCUCGAGCCCUGUCCCCGGGGCUGGGGGAGCGGCGGCAGCGAGGGCAGGUGUCCCCGUCCCGGAGCCCCGCCUCUCCCUCCCGCUGCGCUCGGUCAUCUCACGUCCUGUCAGCUCCGCGCGGCUGUGCGGGUCUGGCGACCCCGUCCCACCUCCCAGCGCCCCGCCGGGUCCCGGCCGCCGCGGGAAGGGCAGCGCCCCCUUUCCACCGUCCCGGGGCGGCCCUCGGCCCCAGCCCCCGGCCCGGGACCGCGGGAGGCGGCAGCCCGGUAUGCAAAUGCCGGGGGCGGGCGGGGCCUCCCUCCGCGGGCAUAUAAGCUCGGGGCGGGGCUCCGCGCACAGCCGCUGCCUCCCGGGAGCCGGCUGAGCGCUCCGGCCCCGCGCCCGUCCGCCCGCCUGCCCGCGCGGCUCGCCGGCUCCCGGUAAGGACGUGUGCGAUCGAUCGGGGAUCCCAGACGACAGGGGGAGAGGCGCGCCCGCCGCCCGCGUCCCUGUGGUCCGCGCGGGGCGUCCUGUUCAGAGCUUCCUCCGUGGGAACCGAGCCGGCGCCUCCGCUGCGCCCUCCCCGCGCCAGUUACUGGAUAAGAGAAGACUGGAAGAUGUCCGAGUUUUGGUUAAUUUCUGCCCCUGGCGAUAAGGAAAAUUUACAUGCGCUGGAGAGAUUGAACACGGUGACUUCCAAGUCCAACCUGUCGUACAAUACCAAGUUCGCCAUCCCUGACUUCAAGGUGGGGACCUUGGAUUCCCUCGUCGGCCUCUCGGAUGAGUUGGGGAAACUGGAUACCUUUGCCGAAAGCCUCAUAAAGAGAAUGGCCCAGAGCGUGGUGGAGGUCAUGGAGGACGCCAAGGGCAAGGUCCAGGAGAACCUCCUGGCCAACGGAGGUUUGAAGGAAAAGAUGAAAUGUUUAAAGAUUGACUUAACGUCCUUUGUGACCCACUUUGAAUGGGACAUGGCCAAGUACCCCGCGAAGCAGCCGCUGCCCAGCGUGGUGGACACCCUGGCGAAGCAACUGGCGCAGAUCGAGACGGACCUGAAGGGCCGCACGGCCGCCUACAGCACCCUCAAGGCCACGCUGGACAGCCUGAACCAGAAGGCCAAGGCAAACCUCUUCACGCGGACGCUGAGCGACAUCGUGAACAAAGACGACUUUGUGCUGGACUCCGAGUAUCUGGUCACCCUCCUGGUCAUCGUCCCCACACAAAACUACAUACAAUGGCAGAAGACCUACGAAUCCCUCUCGGACAUGGUGGUCCCUCGGUCAACCAAGCUGAUCUUUGAGGACAAGGAGGGCGGCCUCUUCACCGUGACCCUGUUUCGAAAAGUGAUUGACGAUUUCAAAGCCAGAGCCAAAGAGAACAAGUUCACGGUCCGAGAAUUUUACUAUGAUGAGAAAGAGAUCACACGGGAACGGGAAGAGAUGACCAGGUUGCUGUCGGCUAAGAAGCAACAAUAUCAAACUUCCUGUGUUGCUCUUAAAAAGGGAUCCUCCACCUUCCCGGACCACAAGGUUAAGGUAACCCCGCUAGGUAACCCCGAUAGGCCCGCUGCGGGGCACAGCGACAGAGAGAGAGAGAGUGAGGGCGAGAGCGAGGGCCCCCUGCUGCGCUGGCUCAAGGUGAACUUCAGCGAAGCCUUCAUCGCCUGGGUGCACAUCAAGGCGCUGAGAGUGUUCGUGGAGUCCGUGCUCAGGUACGGACUCCCGGUGAAUUUUCAGGCUGUGCUCCUCCAGCCUCAAAAGAAGUCGUCCGUCAAGCGUUUGCGAGAGGUUCUGAACUCCGUCUUCAAACACCUGGACGAAGUGGCAGCUGCCAGCAUGUUGGAUGCAGCUAUGGAUAUCCCUGGGUUGCAACUCAAUAACCAAGACUACUUUCCUUACGUCUACUUCCGCAUCGACCUCAGUCUUCUCGACUAGCACGCCGAGUGGGCGCCGCUCAGCUCCUGUCAUGCGGACGACAUGACGGACGCUCCUUUCGUCUCCUACAGGACUUAGAUUUCCAGAGAAAUGGCUCACAGAAGUUGCUCACUGUUGUAUUUAUUUUUUGUAAGUUACAAUAAAGAAGUGCUCAGUCCUUCCAAUGGGCUCUUCACUUACCUCCUAACAUAAUCCACACUUCCUUUUUCUGAAUGUCUUACAUGGAUGGGGACUGCUUGGCAAGGGGCCACCUGCUGCUGUCUGUCUUAAGGGACGCUUUGUGAGGACUCAGUAGCAACACUGAAAACGUGCGCUAACUGUACAACCUGCUGCAGCCCCCGCCGUUGCUGCUGGUGGCCCCACGCGCGCUGGGGCCUGAGCCGUUCCCACUGCGGGGCUGCCUGUCGUCCUGUGAACUCCUCUCCACUUCACAGCCCGGGGAGCCUGGCCUGCGGCCACGGGAAUGUGUGCUGUGGGGCACCCAGAUGGCGUCAUCCGUCACACCUUCUUAGAAAGGAAAGGCCUCAGGGCCAGACCGUCAUCACCAGAUCAAUUUACUGGCUAAGCAUCAGGCUCUGAAUUUAUGACGGGGACACUAAUUUCAUACAUUUGUUGGCAUUGUCCAAAAUAUUGUUUUAUUCUUUCAUGGAAAAGCCAUUAAUAUUCAAAUGAAAGAAUCACAUUAAAAAACUGACAUAAGAAACAGCCUCCAAGAACACCCCAGCAGCAGUCAGAGGGAGGGAAAGUGUUUCAACAGCCCAGAAGUUUUCUUCAAAAUAGUACUUGACAGAAGCCACCCCAUCCACUGGCUACAAUUCAUAGAAUUUUUCACUGUUUUCUUGAGAUGCAAAAGUUCAUUGUUGCAGUGUUUUCAAAUGACCAAUCAAGUGCUACUUCUUGGUUACAAGGCCACAGUAGAUGCGUCUGAUUGCAGAGAACGUUCCUCCACUGCUGGAAACAUCUGCUCCCAAGAAAAGAAGGCGCAAGUUGUGCUGAGCCUCACAACUCGUCUUUCUCCAAGUCGUCCAGCUCCACGUCGCUGAGGUCAAUGUCGUCUUCCACAGGGAGCUGCAAAACAGGGAACCACGUCAGGCCCGCAGUCAGGCGCAGGCACAGGCGGCCCUGGAGCUCGCAGUCUCCGCUCACGGAGGAGGAAUGAUCCCGAGGGGCUCCGGACCACAACACCAGCUCCUGCCCGACCCAGGUCUACUCUACAGCUGGGCGAGAAGCUGAGAACAUAGGGAACAUGGCUCUACUGGCACUCUUGAGCUUGGCCUAUCAGGAGGGCAGGCAGAAUGUGCCAGAAUAAAGGCUCAUUUCAAAGCUGUGACUUCCCAUUUCUGUAAGGCAGGUGCAUGAAUUCAAGGUUCAUGUUCACGCUGGGGUGCUGUCCGGAAAGCAAGCUCAUUAUGGCCUGAUCUUGAGGUCUGUGUUAAGCAAACCAAAUGCCAUGCAGCCAUAGUCACACGGGGGAUGGGAUGAGGCCCUGAGAGGAGGGACCUCCCUGAGGCUGUGAUGUUUCUGGCAUCAGGUGAAGGCUUAGGUCCUAACCCUAACCCUUUCCCAGGGGGGCCAAGGGCCGGCUCCCUCCCCUUCCUCCCCACCCCGAAAAUUCUGGUCGACCAGCAUUCCCCAAAACAGGAGGCCGCGGGAGACGGUUGCAUGGUGGCUGGUCGACCAGAUGUCCCGGCCCGGACUUGGUCUCCGGUGGGCGACUGUGAGAGAGCGGGUCGUUCCUUCGGAAAGGAUUCGGUUCACAAGCAGCAAAGAUGCGCAGGGACCGGGAAGGUAAAAAGAGGAUGGCAUCCCCGCCACGAGUCCUGCGCACAGCCUCCCGCCCCGUCCCGGGACUCACCUCGCCAUCCUUGCCGUCCCAAGGCUCUCUGGUGCUGAUGGUGGGGAAAGCCCCCCCUCCUACGGGUGCUGUGGAUCCUCGCCCAAAAGAGAGCUCCCUUGGGGGAAACAGCCAAACAAGCGCAGGCGUUAGAGGGACUGCGGGUGCACGGAGAGCCAGCUGUAGAGGAUGGUCUGCCACCUGCUCAUGCAGCCACCCCCCCGGGACACGCCAUGAACGGCACUGCCUGUUCAAGCAGGACCACCGCACACCAGGCCUGGAAUCCACCGGCGUCGGCGUCAGACAGAGCGGCUCAUUUAACAAACAGCACGUGUAUUUUACUAAAAUACAAAUUAUGUAAAACUACCAAGUUGAGAGUUAAGCCCCAGAAAGGCUGUGUGAAAGACGGCGAUUCCAUUCCUCUCCUCGGUCCCACAGCGAGCCCCGAUUCCACAGGCCCCGGUGACAGACCACGGACAGUGCGAGCACUUCCCUCGCCGCUCGGCUUCAGGGAGACGCGAGCCCUGCCUCUGGCAGGCGCUGGGAGAGAACAGGCCCGGGAAGACCGCAGGCUGGGAAACGGCUGCUGUACAGGAGCCUCGAAUGUGCUCGGGUGAAGGGCGCUGGAAUGUGGGCUUGGAAACCCCAAAGGAUAGAUACUACGUGUCCUGUGGGUGCUUGACAGCCGCUAUCUGCACGUGGGAAAGUGGGGAAACGUAACUGCUACUCUGCCUGUUUGACAGUAACACCAUUCUGAAAUAACUACACUCUAAGACCAACGCCCAGAAAUGGCAACCGGAUCAUCUGAGGUCAAGGGCCCCAAGCACGCUCGGGUGGGAAUGGGGGAGACAGGCUGCUUCCGCCGCCCAUGAGACCUUGACGAGAAUCAGGAAGAGCCCAGUAUCAACUGAACAGAAUGACAAGGUGAC